Molecule: messenger RNA, 1751 nt
Organism: Callorhinus ursinus (northern fur seal)
Lineage: Eukaryota; Metazoa; Chordata; Mammalia; Carnivora; Otariidae
Product: UDP-glucuronosyltransferase 1A1
Molecular function (GO): UDP-glycosyltransferase activity
Source: RefSeq, a predicted model, not a curated record
AUGGCGGCAGGGUCCCAGGGUCUACGUCCGCUUGUCCUAGGUCUGCUGCUGUGCGCACUGAACCCCACUGUGUCCCAGGGUGGGAAGCUGUUGUUGGUCCCGGUGGAUGGCAGCCAUUGGCUGAGCAUGCUCGGGAUCGUCCAGCAGCUGCACCAGAGGGGACAUGACAUAGUGGUCCUAGCUCACGAGGCCUCCGUGCACAUCAAAGAAGGAGCAUUAUACACCUUGAAGAGGUACCCUGUGCCAUUCCGAAGGGAGGACGUGGAAGCGGCUUUUAUCAGACUUGGGCACGGUGUUUUUGAGAAUGAGCCUUUGCUGCAGCGUGUGGUCAAAAUGUAUAAGAAAGUCAAGGAGGACUCUGCCCUGCUUUUGUCUGCCUGCUCCCACUUACUGCACAACAAGGAGCUAAUGGCCUCGCUGGUGGAAAGCAGCUUCGAUGCCGUGUUGACAGACCCUUUCCUCCCUUGUGGCCCCAUCGUGGCCCUGUACCUGGGUCUGCCUGCCGUGUUCUUCUUGAAUGCGCUGCCGUGUGGCCUAGAUUUUCAAGGUACCCUGUGUCCCAACCCACCAUCCUAUGUGCCCAGGGCUCUGUCCCUUAACUCAGAUCACAUGACCUUCCUACCGCGGGUGAAGAACAUGCUCAUUUUCUUGUCAGAGAGCUUUCUGUGCAAUGUGGUUUAUUCCCCGUACGGACCACUUGCCUCUGAAGUCCUUCAGAAAGAUAUGACUGUCCAGGACCUGAUGGGCUCUGCAUCUCUCUGGCUUCUCAGAAGUGACUUUGUCAAGGAUUACUCCAGGCCCAUCAUGCCCAACAUGGUUUUUGUUGGUGGGAUCAACUGUGCCAGCAAAAGCCCACUGUCCAAGGAAUUUGAAACCUAUGUUAAUGCUUCCGGAGAACAUGGAAUUGUGGUUUUCUCUUUGGGCUCCAUGGUCUCAGAGAUUCCUGAGAAGAAAGCUAUGGAAAUUGCUGAUGCUUUGGGCAAAAUAUCUCAGACAGUCCUGUGGCGGUAUACUGGCACUCCACCCCCAAAUCUCGCGAAGAACACAAUCCUUGUCAAGUGGCUGCCCCAGAAUGAUCUGCUUGGUCACCCGAAAACUCGGGCCUUUAUCACACAUUCUGGCUCCCAUGGCAUAUAUGAGGCAAUUUGCAACGGCGUUCCAAUGGUGAUGCUGCCCUUGUUUGGUGAUCAGAUGGACAACGCGAAGCGCAUGGAGACCCGGGGCGCUGGCGUGACCUUGAACAUCCUGGAAAUGACUUCUGAAGAUUUAGCAAAUGCCAUAAAAACUGUCAUCAAUGACAAAAGCUAUAAGGAGAACAUCAUGCACCUCUCCGGGCUGCACAAGGACCGCCCCAUCGAGCCCCUGGACCUGGCUGUGUUCUGGGUGGAGUUUGUGAUGAGGCACAAGGGGGCUCCACACCUGCGCGCUGUAGCCCACGAUCUCACCUGGUACCAGUACCACUCUCUGGAUGUGAUCGGCUUCCUCCUGGCCAUUGUGCUGGGGGUUGUCUUCAUCACUUAUGAAUGUUGCGCCUUGGGCUGCCGGAAGUGCUUUGGGAAGAAAGGACGAGUUAAGAAAUCUCACAAAUCCAAGGCACACUGAGAAGUAGGUGGGAAAUGAGAUGACCCAAAGUUGCAACCACAGGCAACGUUAAAUUCAUGUUCUGCUUAUUAAAGAAAUACUUAGCCCUGAAUGAGAUACCCCUGAGUGUUUUUUUAAAAAUAAAAACAAUCUAAUUGCUAGUGACACCU